Molecule: messenger RNA, 492 nt
Organism: Trichoplax adhaerens
Lineage: Eukaryota; Metazoa; Placozoa; Uniplacotomia; Trichoplacea; Trichoplacidae
Exons: 3
Coding region: 1-492 (163 amino acids)
Biological process (GO): regulation of signal transduction; cell migration; regulation of protein localization to membrane
Cellular component (GO): extracellular region; cell surface; plasma membrane
Source: RefSeq, a predicted model, not a curated record
AUGACGAUGGUUGCUAUACCUUUGGUUACGUUACCUUUGGCUUCUUUCAAUAGCCGAAAGUUAUGCAUGGCAAUAAUUUUCAUGGCUUUUUUACUGUCUUUGAUGAAAAAUACUCAUGCUAAUGACAAAAACCACGACCAGACUUGCCAAGCUAUUACAAGAUUAUUUCUCUAUCAAUCGGAAUUUAAGGAGAAUAUUCCAAGCCAACCUCGAAAAGGAAACGAUUUACGAGUCUGUCCGAAAAUACAAACAUGCUGCACACCAUCGAUGGAAAACUAUCUUGUUAAAAUGGCAGAUAAAAAUUUCAAGGCUUUACUCAAUACUACUUCUGAUCAGUUUCCACAGCAACUUAAAAAGCAAUUAGAAAAUUUUAUGGAGAGGUUUAGUAUUUCCAUAGAAGGGUGUCAUUUGUCAAAAGUCGUCAUGGGUAUUAUGUCUCGAACGUUUAUUCAUGUACCAAUUGAAUUCAUAUUAAGGAUUCGCUUUACGUAA